Molecule: messenger RNA, 1782 nt
Organism: Caenorhabditis remanei
Lineage: Eukaryota; Metazoa; Nematoda; Chromadorea; Rhabditida; Rhabditidae
Exons: 4
Coding region: 1-1782 (593 amino acids)
Biological process (GO): signal transduction; negative regulation of MyD88-independent toll-like receptor signaling pathway; response to axon injury
Cellular component (GO): dendrite
Molecular function (GO): NAD+ nucleosidase activity; protein binding; signaling adaptor activity
Source: RefSeq, a predicted model, not a curated record
AUGUCUGCCGUUGUAUCACCAAUGGUCCCCCUACCUUUUAAUGAGAACGUCGCACCUGAAUGCAGGCGGAAUCUACUUCCGAGCUUUGCAGCGGCUUCCCCUCGGCCACGUGCCGCAGUCACCCCAUUCGUCCGGUCUUCUAGUCCGGCUCUCUCGAAUUCCUCUACCACCUGUUCUUCCACUACUCCAUCUAGGCCUUCAAGCCUUACGGAUCUUCCAAUGCUUCUGGCAAAGGAGGAGGUGGUGAAGUUCGAGAAUCCAGAAUUCGAUGAGGAUGAAACGCCAACUAUACUUCCAUGUAACUCAGUUGACACUCCAUCCACAUCCACUCAUAACCCAUCCUCCUCUUCUAUUCUCGCUAAACUACCAUUCCACUCUCUACUAAGAACACCUCUGAAAACUCCACUGAAAAAGUUGCCCCUGAAAACGGCGCUAGUCAUCCGACCCCAAUUCGUUGCCAAGGAGAAUACAGUUCAGUUGGAGAGAUUCAGACGGUCAAAGACCCGCCGAUUCUUUCAUCCGUAUGCACAAGAAAUCGGUGCAAUCCAAGCACUCAAAGAAGUGGCCUCCUCACCCGACGAGGUCGCCGCCAAGAACGCAUCAGAAGCCCUUACAGUAAUCGGAGAAGAGGUGCCCUACAAGUUGGCUCAACAAGUACCCGGUUGGACGUGCGCCGAUGUGCAGUACUGGGUGAAGAAGAUCGGCUUCGAGGAAUACGUUGAGAAGUUCGCCAAGCAGAUGGUCGACGGAGAUCUGCUGCUCCAGUUGACUGAGAACGAUUUGAAACACGACGUUGGAAUGGUUUCUGGAUUGCAUCGAAAGAGAUUCUUGAGGGAACUCCAGACGUUGAAAGUGGCUGCUGAUUACUCAUCUGUCGACGAGUCAAAUCUCGAUAACUUCUUGAUGGGUCUAAGUCCCGAACUGUCUGUCUACACAUACCAAAUGCUUACAAAUGGAGUCAAUAGAUCACUUCUCUCAUCGCUGACCGAUGAAAUGAUGCAAAACGCGUGUGGAAUCACGAACCCGAUCCAUCGGCUGAAGUUGACUCAAGCAUUCGAGACCGCUAAGCAUCCAGAUGACGUUGAAGUCGCCAUGCUCUCAAAACAGAUUGAUGUCUUCAUCUCGUACAGAAGAAGUAAUGGAAACCAACUGGCCAGUCUCAUCAAAGUGCUCCUUCAACUUCGUGGAUACCGAGUAUUCAUCGACGUGGAUAAGUUGUACGCUGGAAAGUUCGAUAGCUCACUUCUCAAGAAUAUCCAAGCGGCGAAACACUUCAUUCUGGUGCUCACCCCGAACAGUUUGGACCGUCUUUUGAAUGACGAUAACUGCGAGGAUUGGGUGCAUAAGGAGUUGAAAUGCGCAUUUGAACAUCAGAAGAACAUCAUUCCAAUCUUCGAUCAAGCAUUCGAAUUCCCAUCGAAAGAAGAUCAAAUUCCGAAUGAUAUUCGAAUGAUCACAAAGUACAAUGGUGUCAAAUGGGUGCACGAUUAUCAGGAUGCUUGUAUGCAGAAGGUCGUUAGAUUCAUCUCAGGAGAGCUUAAUAGAACCACACCGACUACUAAAGAAAUGCCAGCACUCUCCCGUAAAAUCACUCAACAACAAAGAUGGCAAGCGACGAACGUCAUCCGUACCGGCACCUCGUCCAGAAGCAUCAAUAGCCGAAUGGAGCCACCUACACCGACUUUCACACCCAACGGCUCACAAGAACGUGCUCAAUCCACGAGGAGGAAAAUCCAAUCGUCCGUGUCGACAGUCUCCGAUCAUGUCAGAAAUAACAAUUGA